Molecule: messenger RNA, 864 nt
Organism: Pseudocercospora fijiensis CIRAD86
Lineage: Eukaryota; Fungi; Ascomycota; Dothideomycetes; Mycosphaerellales; Mycosphaerellaceae
Exons: 2
Coding region: 1-864 (287 amino acids)
Biological process (GO): peptidyl-proline hydroxylation to 4-hydroxy-L-proline
Cellular component (GO): endoplasmic reticulum
Molecular function (GO): procollagen-proline 4-dioxygenase activity; iron ion binding; L-ascorbic acid binding
Source: RefSeq, a predicted model, not a curated record
AUGGCCGGAGGCGACUCUUUCCGAUAUCGAACCAUCUUAGAAGUCGCAGCCAUAGCGGCGGUCAUAUACUUCUUUCUCGCAACGCCAAAUCUCUCAACUCCAGGAUCUAAUGCCGAGAAUGUUGCAUCGCCAGCAGUUCCAAAAGCUAGAGCGAAAGUCGAGAAUUUGGUCUAUCCUUCGAAAACUCUGAAGUGCGAAAGACAUGAUUAUUCAACGCAUAUAUUCUCCACCAGUCCGCUUGUAAUCUAUGUUGAGGGGUUUUUGAGCGGUGAGGAAGCGGAGCAUUUGGUUGCGUUGAGCGAAGACCGAUGGAAUGUUUCCACAGUCGUGAAUCAAGGCGUUGAAGGAAUCGACGACAAAGUUCGGAAGUCUGAAAAAGCUUCGAUUCCAAGAGACCAUGUUGUGCAGUGCAUAGAGCAGCGUGCAUUAUCUUUUCAAGGCUGGCCGAAAGAUACUUUCAUCGAAAGACUUUGGACUCAGCGGUACAAUGUUUCUGGGCAUUACUCGUUACAUUACGACUGGGCUUCCUCGACCAAGACUUCGAGGAGAGUGAGUUCAUUUAUGGUGUAUGCGAAGGAUGAAUGUCGUGGUGGAGGGACGAAUUUCCCGAGAUUAGAGAGGCCGAAGGAUGAGAGAUGGUGUGAGAAUGGGUUUGUGGAGUGUGGGGUGGAAAGUGGUGAGGGUGUCACGUUUAAGGCGAAGAAAGGCGCUGCGGUUUUUUGGAUGAAUUUUGAUGCGGAGGGAAGAGGCUAUAAGGAGACGAUUCAUGCUGGUAUGCCUGUUCUUGAAGGGCAGAAGAUCGGGUUGAAUAUCUGGAGUUGGUAUCAGGCUGGUCAUCAGCCGCCUGAAGAGGAGGUGGCAUGA